GUGAUUAGAUAUGUCCGAUAAUGUUUUUUUAGCCGAUAUCCGAUAUUCCGAUCUUGUCCAACUCUUAAUUACCGAUUCCAAUAUAUACAGUUGUGGAAUUAACACAUUAGUGUACCAAAUUUUGUUGUGAUGACCAGCUGGAUGCAUUAAACAAAGUAACAAGGUUUUCCAAAAUAAGAGAACAACUUCAACUUAAGCUAUGGAAAAAAGUGCCAACAUGGCACUGCCAUAUUUAUUAUUGAAGUCACAAAGUGCAUUAUUUUUUUUAACAUGCCUCAAAACAGCAGCUUGGUAAUUGGGACAUGCCCUUUCUGAAAUAAUACUGAUACCCACUACAACUAUGGGAAAUACUAUACAUUGACUUUCACAAAGUGAAUUUUUUUUUUUUUAAACUCAACCAACAAGCCUCGUCUGCAUCUUUUAUGAUUAGACAAGAAAUCACAUAUAUUUACAAGGCCAUUUUCAAGAAGGAUAUUUAAAGAGAAGCUACAUCUUGUGAGAAAAUGUCAGCCAACCCCGGAAACUCGAAUGGUUUCUACAGAUUAAACAGGCAUGUUUCUUAGAAUGCCAGUGCUCGGAACCUAUAAUUUCUACAUUGAUGUCACCUAAAUAAACCGAUGAGUCUCAUAGAGCACGUGAGAUCACAACAAGCCUUGCCAAAAUGAUUGUGAAGGACUUGCAACCCAUUUCAAUAGUAGAGGACCAAGGUUUCCGGCAUUUUAUGAAGGUGGUAGAUCCUCGAUACCAGAUCCCUAGUCGGAAAUCCAUGAUGACAGGUGAAAUUCCCAAACUGUACGAGCAUGCACAAAAAACAGUAAAGGACUCCAUGCAAUCAGCAAGCAGUGUGGUUUUAACAACCGACAUGUGGACUGCAAGAACCACUGAAGGUUAUUUGACUCUGUCAGGACAUUUUAUUGACAAAGACUGGCAGAUGCAGUCUUGCAAUCUUGCAACAAUCCAUGUAGCUGUGCAGCACACAGCAGACAAUAUAUCUGAACUCCUCCAAAAAACAACUGAUGAAUGGGGCAUCACCAGUAAGGUUCAUGCGGUUGUUACAGACAAUGGAGCCAAUAUGGCCUCUGCUGUGCGUAAAACUUGUUGGAAAGAUAUUCCUUGUUUUUCUCUCACACUCAACCUCAUUGGGAAGGACUCCAUUAAGGCUGACACAAGUCUUGAGUCCAGCUUUGAGAAAGGCAGUGCCAUUGUUCGGUUCUUCCAUCACAGCACCAGAGCAACUGACAAGCUAAAAGAAGUACAAAAUCAGUUGAAUUUACCACAGCAUAAACUAAUCCAAGCAGUAGAUACUAGAUGGAACUCUGUGUUGUACAUGAUUGACAGACUGUAUGAGCAACAACAAGCCAUCACAACAACACUUUGUCUUCUCGGGAGAAACUACAUGUGCCUAUGUGAUGAAGAAUGGUCCCACAUCAGGCAGGCCAGUGAUGUCCUCAGGCCUUUUGAAGAGGCCACCAAGGAGGUUUCAGCAGAGCAGUAUGUCACGAUUUCCAAAGUCAUACCUCUGGUCUGUCUUCUUCUCCAGAAAGUAACCACAUCUGCUGACCAGGGUAACAGUCUGGCUUCACAACUUGCUGCACAAUGCAAGCGAAGGUUCCAAAACAUUGAACACAACCACACUCUUGCAGCCGGCACCUUUUUGGACAUUAACUUCAAAAACAUUGUGUUCAGUGAUUCUGCAAAUGUGGAUAUGACUAAAUCACGGAUCAUCACAGAAAUGCAAGCCCUGGCCUGCGCUGAAACACAGUCAACAAGACAUGAGGCCGCCCGCGACUGCAUCAACUGUGACACAAGAUUCGCCUGCUGAGUGCUCAUCAUCCAAGGGAAUAUGGCAGGAGUUUGGCAGUCGUGUUCUGGCUUUUCAGAGCAAUCGCACAGCAAACACAGAUGCGUAUGUUGAAAUGAGAAGAUACAUGGAGGAAAAGCUGAUCCCAAGGAGUGAGGACCCUUUGGUUUGGUGGAAAAAAAAUGAAAACACAUUCCCAAUGCUGAAGAAAGUUGCGAAAAAAUACCUUGGAACUAUUGCAACGUCUGUUCCAGCAGAGAGACUCUUCUCUAAGGCCGGAGAAAUAAUCAGCCAGAGGCGUAAUCGUAUCAAAGCAGAAAACGUGAACAUGUUACUUUUCCUGUACAGCAAUCUGAGAAUUCAGUAAAGUGGGACGUGUGAUGACAUAUCUCGAGUACACUAAA
This is a messenger RNA of Nerophis ophidion (straightnose pipefish), 2205 nucleotides long. Its product is annotated as zinc finger BED domain-containing protein 4-like. Lineage: Eukaryota; Metazoa; Chordata; Actinopteri; Syngnathiformes; Syngnathidae. Bases 662 to 1822 code for a protein of 386 amino acids. The record is from RefSeq and is a predicted model, not a curated record. The transcript has 3 exons.